This is a messenger RNA of Pygocentrus nattereri (red-bellied piranha), 1337 nucleotides long. RefSeq lists its product as uncharacterized. Lineage: Eukaryota; Metazoa; Chordata; Actinopteri; Characiformes; Serrasalmidae. The transcript has 6 exons. The record is from RefSeq and is a predicted model, not a curated record. The coding region runs from base 147 to 944 and encodes 265 amino acids.
GGUCACAGUGGUUGCAAUCGGACAUUUCCUCUGAAAAAACGCUGCUAGAAGAGCCUUCUUACAGAAAUCGAGUCAGUCAUGCGGUCCUGCAGUUCUAUUCUCUGUAUCCUGAUCCUACUGUUCAGUACAUUCACUCCAGGUCAGUCAUGCGGUCCUGCAGUUCUAGUCUCUCUGUCCUGAUCCUACUGUUCAGUACAUUCACUCCAGUGUCCCAUCCAGAUGUUUCUCCACUGAAGGUGAAUCUUCUUGACGCUGCUACUCUGUCCUGCUCUGGGAGAUGUCCUGGUUUGGUCAGAUGGACUGUGUUCCAUAAACCCAUGGACACUCUGGCUGAGUGUGAUCAGACCUCAUGUAGAUCAGUGAAGGAGGGAUAUCAGAUGAUCCAUGAUCAGUACCUGAAGGGGAAUUUCUCUCUCACCAUCACUGGCGUUGAUUUCAGUAAGAGAGGCUGGUACACGUGUGACUGUGAUGGUAAAGAUCUCUGUGAUGCACGUCUACAGAUUCAGCCCUUGAACACUCCAGUUCAGAUAAAACCCACCGAAUCAUUGAUACUGAAGUUAGACAUAUCAGAUCCAGUGGAGGUGAUUUAUAACAGCACCGUUGCAGCCAAUCGAUCCAGCGGUCAGAUCUGUACAGUGGAUGGACAAUCACUACAGUGUACAUCUGAGUACUCACAACGAGUGUCAGCAGCUCUUGAGCUGAGAGGAAUGAAGCCAUCUGAUAGUGGAGUUUAUUCCAUAAAGGACAAAAGGAACGAUGAAAUUAUCCACGCCUACACUGUGACCGUCCAAGAUGACCCAUCAGAUCUGGACGGAUGUAAAGGAGCUGUUGUACCAGUGUGGAUUUUUGUGCUGGUGGUAAUUUUACUUGUAUCUGUGAUUGUGGUACUGGCUGUGGUGAUUCGGCAGAGCCUUAGUGUAAAUAGGACAGAGGGAGAGCUGUGAGUGUGGAGGGAAUGUGAGUCACGAGAGUGACGGCGGGAGGAAGAGGCGGAGAACGAGGACGCUGGGGAUAAGGGCCUGAAGAAGGCGCCCUGCUCGGCAUCCCAGUCCAGGUAUCUCACAGUUCGCAGGGUGGAAUGGCGAUAACACAGGAAACGCCAUGGAGACAACCUUGAUCGGGCCUUCGUUGAGAGCCAGAGUAGGAUAUUGGGUUCCAAUCCUUUCUGCACCAUAGCAGUCUGCAGCAAGUAGUCCAAGAGUAUUUAACACCACCUCUCCCUGAGCCUCAUGGCACUGUGCAACAUCCAAGGACUACAGGCCAGUGGCGGAACCACCUGCAGCUCAAUGUGACAAAGACAAAGGAACUGGUGGUGGACCUGAGGAGGGACAAGGCAU